UUCUCCAUUUUCGAUUUGAUUACUCACUAAUCAAACUCCCUAAACUCUCUCAUGGCCUUGGCCAUUAACAACCCUUUUAAUGAUAUCGCUCUCUCCAAUUACAGCACCUCCACCAACAACUCCGACGACCACCGCCACCUCGCCGGUAACUGGAAUUAUAGCUCUCCAAUUGUCGACUGGGAAACCUUUUCCGGCACCCACAACGACUUUCUCGACGUCUUCGACUCCACGAUAUGCAUCGAAAAUCCACCAUUUCUGACGGAGGAUCGAGAUGAAGAGGAUGAAUUUAAAGGCUUAAGGCUUUAUCACCUCCUCAUAGCGGCAGCCGACGCCGUGUUCGGCGACCAUAAGAGUUGCGAUUUGGCUCAUGUCAUAUUGGUUCGGCUCAAUGAAUUGGUUUCCCCUUCACAUGGGACAAAUCUUGAACGCCUCACUGCGUAUUACGCCCAAGCUUUUCAGGAUUUGCUCGAUUCAGCACCAGUAUCGAAUAAAACCCAUCAUCACAACCACCAUAUCCACCACCGUGAUGAUCAUACUCCAACGGACUUUCUUGCAGCGUUUCAGUUGCUGCAGGAAAUGUCCCCUUAUGUGAAAUUCGGCCAUUUCACUGCAAAUCAAGCGAUUCUUGAGGCUGUUGCAGAGGAUCGAAGAGUUCACAUUGUGGACUAUGAUAUUAUGGAAGGGAUUCAAUGGGCGUCGUUAAUGCAAGCUUUCGUCUCGAGCCCAUCGGCUCCACAUCUCAGAAUCACUGCUAUUUCUAGAGGAGCUAACGGGCGGAGAUCGAUUGGGACGGUUCAAGAAACAGGGCGGCGAUUAGUGGCGUUUGCAGCUUCAAUUGGUCAACCCUUUUCGUUUCAUCAAUGUAAAUUGGAUUCUGAUGAAAGUUUUCGUCCUUCUGGAUUGAAAUUGGUAAAAGGUGAAGCGCUUGUUGUGAAUUGUAUGCUUCAUCUUCCUCAUUUUAGUUACCGGUCACCGGAAUCUAUUGCAUCUUUUCUCUCCGGCGCCAAGAGUUUGAGUCCGAGGAUUGUGACUUUGGUGGAAGAGGAAAUAGGUCAUGGACCCACCAUUGACGGCGAUUACAAGGUUCAAUUUCUUGAUUCAUUAGAGCGUUACUCGGCGAUAUAUGACUCACUGGAAGCGGUGAUUCCGAUGAAAAACAGAGCAAGAGCAUUGGUGGAGAGGGUUUUUCUCGGGCCAAGGAUCUCAGCGACUCUGAGGCGAAUCGGACAGCGUAGGUGGUCAACGGCGGCAAUGGAGGAGAAUUGCUUGUGGGGAGAGAAAUUGGAGAAGAUGGGAUUGAAGACAGUGAAGAUUAGCUUUGCGAAUCAUUGCCAAGCGAGAUUGUUGUUGGGUUUGUUCAAUGACGGGUACAGAGUUGAGGAAUUGGGCAAUAAUAAGCUUGUUUUGGGAUGGAAAUCGAAGCGUUUGCUUUCGGUUUCAAUUUGGGGUUCUUCAACUUCUUCAUCUUCUUCGUCUUCUUUAUCUGAUUCUGAGUAGAGAAGUGAUUGUGUUCACUGUUCAUGGUGGUGGUUCUUAGUUCUCAUCACUCUGCUUCUCUUUCGUUUGUUCUUCUUUUGUUGGA
Molecule: messenger RNA, 1582 nt
Organism: Cucumis melo (muskmelon)
Lineage: Eukaryota; Viridiplantae; Streptophyta; Magnoliopsida; Cucurbitales; Cucurbitaceae
Product: protein NODULATION SIGNALING PATHWAY 2
Exons: 1
Coding region: 52-1497 (481 amino acids)
Biological process (GO): regulation of DNA-templated transcription
Cellular component (GO): nucleus
Molecular function (GO): sequence-specific DNA binding; DNA-binding transcription factor activity
Source: RefSeq, a predicted model, not a curated record